AUGAGGGACUCAGAAGAUAGGGUCGCUUUGCACUAUGCAGCUGAGACUAUGGAGCUCGACAUGUUCAAAAAGAUUUUUGAACAGGACCCGACUCUACUUGACUGUGAAGAUAAAAAUGGACACACCCCACUACUAAUGGCCGUUAUGGGUGGCCGAAUAGACCUCAUCGAAUUUUUAAUCUCAAAAGGUGCUGACAUCAAUCACUGCGAUCGCGAUGGUCACUCUGCAGUGCAUUGGGCUGUCGUUUGCGGACAAGUAUGUUUCAAAUCAAUAGCAGCCCUUUGGAGAAUUUUCUUUUUUUCUUUUUCCAUGCUCAGCAAUCAUGUCAAGAAGAAAAACUGCGUGCAUGUGUCAUUUAUUUUCCUGCAUAGGAACAUAUCAAGGGACUGGUACCUUGGAAAAAGUAUGAAAGCUUUGAGAAAAAUGUUCUGUCUUUAGCU
Molecule: messenger RNA, 440 nt
Organism: Cylicostephanus goldi
Lineage: Eukaryota; Metazoa; Nematoda; Chromadorea; Rhabditida; Strongylidae
Source: the annotation of a GenBank genome assembly